AUGGUGAUGACGCCAUUAAAACUUUCUGUCAAAUUAAACUAUAAAGGAAAAGACGUGAUGUGGCUAGAAUUCAGAAAUAAUAAUAUCAAUAUUGUUUACUGCCCAGAGCGACUUGGAGAGAUAGAAAUAGAAACAGGAGAGAUAGAAAUAGAAACAGGAGAGAUAGAAAUAGAAUCAGGAGAGAUAGAAAUAGAAACAGGAGAGAUAGAAAUAGAAACAGGAGAGAUAGAAAUAGAAACAGGAGAGAUAGAAAUAGAAUCAGGAGAGAUAGAAAUAGAAACAGGAGAGAUAGAAAUAGAAUCAGGAGAGAUAGAAAUAGAAUCAGGAGAGAUAGAAAUAGAAUCAGGAGAGAUAGAAAUAGAAACAGGAGAGAUAGAAAUAGAAUCAGGAGAGAUAGAAAUAGAAUCAGGAGAGAUAGAAAUAGAAUCAGGAGAGAUAGAAAUAGAAUCAGGAGAGAUAGAAAUAGAAACAGGAGAGAUAGAAAUAGAAACAGGAGAGAUAGAAAUAGAAUCAGGAGAGAUAGAAAUAGAAUCAGGAGAGAUAGAAAUAGAAACAGUUUUAAUAAUGUUUACAUAA
Molecule: messenger RNA, 576 nt
Organism: Lottia gigantea (owl limpet)
Lineage: Eukaryota; Metazoa; Mollusca; Gastropoda; Lottiidae
Exons: 3
Coding region: 1-576 (191 amino acids)
Source: RefSeq, a predicted model, not a curated record